Rhinichthys klamathensis goyatoka is the source of this 803-nucleotide messenger RNA. It is a transcript of the gene gphb5, whose product is annotated as glycoprotein hormone subunit beta 5. Gene Ontology annotation, molecular function: hormone activity. The coding region runs from base 196 to 615 and encodes 139 amino acids. The record is from RefSeq and is a predicted model, not a curated record. NCBI's taxonomy places the organism in Eukaryota, Metazoa, Chordata, Actinopteri, Cypriniformes, Leuciscidae. Gene Ontology annotation, biological process: G protein-coupled receptor signaling pathway; regulation of thyroid hormone receptor signaling pathway. Gene Ontology annotation, cellular component: extracellular region; cytoplasm. The transcript has 4 exons.
AACAGAGACAGCCCCUUGUGUUUUAGGUGGGGUUGGCAUUGCCGUUUCUAAUAAAUUACAGAUUUGUGCAAGAUCAGCGUCAGAGGUUCUUCAGGGCUACAAGUGCAAGUGAGAUUUCUGGAGAGUUCUGCUGUGCUGCAUCUGCUGUCCAGGCACCUGUUUUAUCCACUGAGAUCCACAAUCACUGGAAACACAAUGGCUCCUCUGAGGUCUGGAGCACAGGGAUUGUCUCCUGUGACCCUGUGCUGUGUGACACUGGCUGUUUGGCUGUGCUGUGGAGCUCAUACUGAGGCUUCUGUGCUCAACGUGAAGCGUUUCAUCGGCUGCGCAGUUCGAGAAUUUACCUUUCUGGCCCGUAAGCCGGGAUGCGGUGGGCUGCACAUCUCCACUGACGCCUGCUGGGGACGCUGUGAGACCUGGGAAAAGCCUGUCCUGGACCCGCCCUUCAUCGAGUCGCAUCAGCGCGUGUGCACCUAUAACGAGACCCGGUUAGAGACGGUGCAGCUCCCCAACUGCUCAGCAGACGUGGACCCGUCCUACACCUAUCCAGUGGCCCUGCGGUGUGACUGUGGGGUGUGUCUCACCAGCACCACUGAAUGCAUCACCUCUGUCUGAUAUGCAGGAGAAACCAGCCAUUACGUUAUGGUUGAAACACCAAAGGCCAUGUGCACUGCAGGAAUAACAUCUUACCUUCAAAUGGUCCCUGUAUGCUUUUUUUCCUCGUCCUCUUUUUAUGACCUAUCCUCCUCCUUUUUCUGAAAAGAGCAAGAUGAUGUUAAUAAAAUUAAACUGCAAACACCACA